AUGUGCAUUUUGUAAUGUAAAUGUGCAUUUUUGUUUGUAAUAUUUUUCAUUUAUCAUCAUGGCCUUCCUCGGUGGUGGAGCCCUGGUUGAGAACUCAAAAGUUUCCCAUUUAUGGGGUGUUGAGGCCAGCUGAGCAAUGGAGCCUCGGGCCCCUGGCCCCUCACUUCAAUUGCUUGCUUAACCAGUUACUAGCUCUUUAAAUUCCAGAGCCCUGUGAGCUCAGACUUCCUGUCCUGCCCAAGUCCUCAAAUCUGCCAGCCAAUGAGGGCUGCCUCUGUUGGGGGGUAAGAUGAAAAGAAAAGAAUAGUUUGGAAUGCCCAAUCCUCCUCCCUGCAUUUUCCCCUACAUUCCACGCCUUCCCUCUGCUUAGAGGGGAGUAGCCAGAUGUUCCUCCCCUCAUAGACUCAUGGCAGAAGGCCCAGAGGUUUCUGAGGUUCCAGAUUGUGCAUGAGGCUGGAUUGGCCAGACUGACCCUCUGUUCCUGCCCCGCCAGUCUUCCUUCUGCUUUCAGAGUCUAUGGGAAGAGAUCAGAACAGGCCUGAAAGCCACCCUCACUGGACUGGAGGGAACCCAGCACCUUGGGGUCUAGACAAGGGUAUGAAAGAAAGCAGGUGACAUCUGUUCCUUCAAAAUGGACCUGCUGCUGGAUGAAGCUGCACCUUCUCAGAUGUGCUUGCAGAGGCUUCUCUGCUCCUAAGUCUGCAGAAACUCUGUCCCAGCCUUCGGGAAACUGUCUAGAACAGUCUCGUAACCUAGAUAUCAUUGUGAACAAACUCUGGAAUAGAACCAUGCAUACCAUGUAAUGCUGACCUGUGACUUUGUGCAGGGUACCAACGUUUCUUGAAUAUCUGCCACAUGCUGGGCUCUGGACCAGCAUGAGAGUUUCCAAGAUGGAUGAGACACAAUUCCUGCUCACAAGCCAGUUGAGGAGACAGGCACAUAACCAGUUCUACAGAAGAGUCAAAAUAUCACAACAGAGCUGGGUGAUGGUUCAAACAGGGAACCCUGGAAAGGGACAGCUAACCUCUCUGGGGGGAGGAGGAGAGGACACAGGCUUUUGGGAGGAGAUUAUGCCUGGAAUGAGUCUUAAGGAUUCUAAGGAGUUAGCCUGGAGGAGGAUUGCAGAAUUGUCUUGAGACUCCGGCGAGAGAAAUACCAGAGGCCUAAAGCUGCCUGAUGUGGACUGGGUUGCAAGCCUAAGUGUGUUGGAAGUGUGCAUGGUAUGAUCCUGGAGAGUCCUGUGAGUCAUUCCGAAGAACAUCUACAGGGCAGGGGGCCCAGAUUGUUUAUCUGGGGUGAAGUUCAGGAAGAAAGGAGGAUUUAAGACAGGAGAAUUGGGUGCAGGUAGGUGUUCAUAGUUCUCUAAAGGUGGUUGGAGGGCCUGAUCUAGAGGUUGGACAUGGUAGUCAGACUGCUGGAAUUGAGGUGCUAAAUCAGGUCAAAGCAUCGAGCCGUGCAGCCACCAGGGCCUGGGGCCAUGCUGCCCUCAUUCCAGAAACCUCCUUCAGCUCCUCUGAUGAGUCUUGCCCCAGCUCUGCAGAAAAGGGUCAGUCAGAGCCUUGGCAACCACUUUGGAAAAGUACUGACUCCUCGGUUAGGUCAAUGACCGAGAAGCAUCAAGAUCGUGGUUUACUAAAUAUGGAGAAGGACACUCAGCAAGCCACUGGGGGAGAGAGUCCUUAGUCCUCAGAGGCAGAUGGAGGACAGACUCUAUGCAUUUCUUGGGUUGUGUAAGUAUUUUCAUUUGCCUCUGAAGCAGUGGGGAUUAGGCAAGUGUGGUUUGGUGUCUCUGGAGAGGCGUGGAGAUAAAGAUGUAGGGAAGAUUCCUGGGACAUGGGUGAGUGGGGACCAGGCCUUGUCCUCACCAAGCUUUGUUUGGGGGUCCCUGAUCUGUGGUGACCCUGGAAGACAUCUUAUCUUGGAGAGCAGUAGCGUAUGUGUCAAAAGCCCCCUGCCUUCUUGACAAAGCCAAAUGAUUAGACCAUCAGAUAGUGACCAGUUUUGGAUGAACACCCCUGAGUGAUUACAGCCAAAUGAGCAUUUCCCCAGAGCAUUACAAACUCCUCUGAACUCCGUGUUCUUUAGGAAAGAAAAAUGAGACCUGACCAUUAAGUAGUCACACCCAUGUCCUCCGUGGCCUUGGACUUGCUGAGAAGGUAGCAUCAAGAAGUUUUCCAAAUACACGCUGCUCAGAGGGGGCACUUCUGGAAUAGGCAUGGGCUUUUAAAAUUUUUUUUAAGUUAUUAUUUAUUUAUUCAUGAGAGAUAUUUAUAGAGAGAGGCAGAGACACAGGCAGAGGGAGAAGCAGGCUCCAUUCAGGGAGCCCCAUGUGGGACUUGAUCCUGGGACUCCGGGGCUGAAGGCAGGUGCUCAACCGCUAAGCCACCCAGGUGUCCCAAGCAUGGUCUUGCUUUGGUGGGUGUGACUCAGUUUUUUUAGUUAAUCAUUUUAAAAUGUACAAUCGGUGGUAUUUAGUAUAUUCACAAUGUUGUGCAGCCAGCACCUCUGUCUAGUCCCACGAUUUCAUCCAUACCCUUGCCAGAUCCCAUAACCAUAAGCAGCCAUCCCUAAUCUCCCCUCUUCCCAGCAGCUGGCAACCACUAAUUAGCUUUCUGCCUCUGUGGGUCUACCUUUUCUAGAUAACUCACAUAAAUGGAGUCAUAAAAUAGGCAGUCUCUUGGGUCUGGCUUUUUUCAGUUACAUAAUGUUCUCAAGGUUCAUUCACAAUGUAGCCAUGGAUCUGUAGGUACUUCAUCCCUUGUUAUGGCCACACAAUGUUCCACUGCACGGAUAUACCAUGUUUUCUUUAUCCAUUCACGCACUGAUGGGCAUGUGGGUGUUUCCACCAGGUGUAACUUUUUAAAAAGUUAUGUUAUUUUUUUUAGACCCCAACUCAGUAGCCCUGAGAGCAACCUGUCCCUCUUUCUUCAGUGGCACAGCCUUGAGUGCAGACAGCUGCCCAGAGGAGAUGACAAGUACGGGCGGAAGAUCAUUGUGUUUAGUGCCUGCCGAAUGCCCCCGAGCCACCAGCUGGACCAUAGCAAGCUCCUGGGGUACCUGAAGCACACCCUGGACCAGUAUGUGGAGAGUGACUACACGCUGCUCUACCUGCACCAUGGCCUGACCAGCGACAACAAGCCCUCCCUCAGCUGGCUCCGGGACGCGUACCGCGAGUUUGACCGCAAGUACAAGAAGAAUAUUAAGGCCCUGUACAUUGUGCACCCCACCAUGUUCAUCAAGACCCUGCUCAUCCUCUUUAAGCCCAUCAUCAGCUUCAAGUUUGGGCAGAAGAUCUUCUAUGUGAAUUACCUGAGUGAGCUGAGUGAGCAUGUGAAGCUGGAGCAACUGGGGAUCCCUCGCCAAGUGCUCAAGUAUGAUGACUUCCUCAAGUCCACACAGAAGAGCCCUGCCACAGCCCCCAAGCCCAUGCCACCACGGCCCCCUCUGCCCAACCAGCAGUUCGGGGUCUCGUUGCAGCACCUCCAGGAGAAGAACCCAGAGCAGGAUCCGAUCCCACUCGUGCUCCGGGAGACCAUUGCCUACCUGCAGGCCCAUGCUCUCACCACUGAGGGGAUUUUCCGGAGGUCGGCCAACACUCAAGUUGUACGGGAAGUCCAGCAGAAGUACAACAUGGGGCUGCCGGUGGACUUCGACCAGUACAACGAUUUGCACCUGCCAGCAGUCAUCCUCAAGACCUUCCUCCGGGAGCUUCCUGAGCCCCUGCUCACCUUUGACCUCUACCCCCAUGUGGUGGGCUUCCUCAACAUUGAUGAGAGCCAGAGAGUGGAAGCAACACUGCAGGUGCUCCGGACGCUGCCUGAGGAGAACUACCAGGUGCUCCGUUUCCUCACUGCCUUCCUGGUGCAGAUUUCUGCCCACUCUGACCUGAACAAGAUGACCAACACUAACCUGGCUGUUGUCUUCGGCCCUAACCUGCUGUGGGCCAAGGAUGCUGCCAUCACCCUCAAGGCCAUUAAUCCCAUCAACACAUUCACCAAGUUCCUUCUGGAUCACCAAGGGGAAUUAUUCUGCAGCCCUGACUCCAGGGGGCUCUGAGUCCUGCCCUGCUGCCCCUUCUCUGAGAGCCCCGACUAGGACUCUUCCUCCUGGCCUCAGCCUUACAGGAGCCUGGGGCUCCCGCCCGGGAAGGGGCCAUGAGGCCCUGGGAGCUGGAAGCUGGGGCCAGCCGACUGGGCAGCUCUUCCUCCCCUUCUGUCCAGCCCACCUCGCCAGCCCUGGAAGCCUCGCUAUAACCACGGGACAUUUUUCUUGGCCUUAUAUUUCUCACUGCCUCCUUGGAUCCCUGGCUCCUUGCCAGGCUCUGCAGAGCUGGCCUUGGCUCUUCCAGCAGGAAAAAGACUGGCCCUAGCAACUGCUUACCCACUUUCUCCUGCCUCUCUUUUCCUGGCAACUACAGAUGCCUAAAUCACUGCCAGCUGGGCUGGUAGCUGGGGCUGGUCCUCCCCUUCCCGGCUGCUGGGGAAUAAGCAGCUGAGCUGAGCUGGCCAGGGCCGGCCCUGCAGAAGCACCCCCUUGCUUGGGUGAAGGCCUGUGUUCGUGCACCUGCAGCUGUCCUCCCCUCUAAUGGGUUAGCCUUGGGUGUUGACACAGCUAGGGACUGGCAAGGCCAGGGUCUGCUUCUUACAUCUGCCUCCUCUUCCACACGUCCUAGGUCAGCCCUUCUCAAGUGAUACAGCCCCCAGGGUGUUUCAGCCCCCUGGCUCUGCCAGAACUGGCAGCCAGGGUGAUACGGCUGAGUCCCAGCAUCCAUUUGGUAUUAGACACCCCAUUCCUACCCAGAGGCCCGUGUCUGGUUGGGCCAGUGACCAGCAGUCUCAGCUCCCCCUGCUUUGCCUUCCCUCCCUUCCCACGUGCACAGAUUCUCAGCUUAAACUCUUGUGGACAGGUCUGUUGUGGGGUCACACUGGUCUCUGCUCUGGCCAGAAGCAACUCAGUGCCUCAGGAUCUGUGGCUUCUUCUGCCAGCGAGGGACUCCUGGAGGGGCCGAAUGGAGACCUUACUAAUUCAAUCAACCCGCUGGGGUAGGGGACUAUGGGCCCCAGGGCCCUAUCGUCUCUCAGAAAACCCAGACCCUGAUGAUUGGUACUUCUCAUUCCAACUGUGUCUCUUAGAAUUACAUGCCUUCCUGGUGAACCCUGGGAACCCCACUUCCUGCAGCCUUGUCCCCUGGCAGCAGAGGGAAGGACCUGCUCAGUGGCCUUGCCCUCACAGCCUUGGCCAGAGCCUGUACUGUGCAGCCCUUAUUGACCAGACCAGCCCCAUCUGCGAGAUGGGUGCGGCCUGGGUCCUGACUCCUGAGCUGUCUCCCCAGGACAUUAGCUUUUCAGGACCCCGGGGGCCUGGAGUGGCUGCUGGUUCCCUGUCGGUCCCCGCCUCUGUAGCCCGAGCCUGGGUCUCUGCUUUCUGCCCUCCUUUGUAUACCAGGUGUUGCGCACAGCCCCAUUUACUGGGGAGCCUCGUGGAUCUAUUUGAUCUUUCUCGGGAGCCUCGUGGAUCUAUUUGAUCUUUCUCCUGUACCCUGUCCCACUGGUCUUGUACCCGGGGGAGGGGAGAGUACUGUGAAUCAAGUGUUCACAUUCACACUUAAUGACUUCCUUGGCACCAAUCAUGUAUUUCACCUUUGCACUUUUUGUAUUUCAAUAAAAAAAGGAGAUGGAAAAUUG
Messenger RNA from Nyctereutes procyonoides (raccoon dog), 5684 nucleotides. RefSeq names its product Rho GTPase activating protein 1 (gene ARHGAP1). The transcript has 11 exons. Gene Ontology annotation, cellular component: cytoplasm. Gene Ontology annotation, biological process: small GTPase-mediated signal transduction; negative regulation of endocytic recycling. The record is from RefSeq and is a predicted model, not a curated record. Gene Ontology annotation, molecular function: GTPase activator activity. Bases 2764 to 4056 code for a protein of 430 amino acids. NCBI's taxonomy places the organism in Eukaryota, Metazoa, Chordata, Mammalia, Carnivora, Canidae.